Molecule: messenger RNA, 363 nt
Organism: Heterocephalus glaber (naked mole-rat)
Lineage: Eukaryota; Metazoa; Chordata; Mammalia; Rodentia; Bathyergidae
Product: piercer of microtubule wall 2
Biological process (GO): axoneme assembly
Cellular component (GO): axonemal microtubule
Source: RefSeq, a predicted model, not a curated record
AUGACGAAGGCAAACCAGGACAAUGACAAGGGGACUUCAGACACAGAUUCGGAUGCAGAAAUGAAGACUGCACCUCGGCCUCCAUGGGUGAACUCUGGCAACCCUGUGUUCCGCAUGCUGUACCCCAAGACGCUGUGCACAGCCACCUCUGCUUGCAGCCCCCUGAUGAUCAGGAACAGGACCAGCAGCAGCCACCCCGGGACCGCCCCAAGACUGCAAUUCCUGCCCUGCAAUUCCACCCCAAAGGAGCAGGUGUUUUCAAGCCAUAUCAGAGCCACGGGACUUUACCAGAACAACAGUCUCAAUACUGUGCCUGACAGAACCAGAACCCUUUAUUUUCCCAACUUGCAACACACUCUAUGA